AUGAAGGGGAAAAAGGAACAGGAAUCAGAAACAACCGAGAAUGUAUGUCGUGAUUUCAUGCGCAAUGUGUGCAAUAGAGGCAAAUCUUGCAAAUUUUUUCAUCCUCCUGUCGAAGAGGAUAAGCGCAAAUAUGUAUUUUGCCAUGACUUUCAAAAUGGCAAGUGUAGUCGACACGACUGCCGGUUCAUUCAUUGUUCUCGUGAGGAUGAGGAGUAUUAUAAUCGGACCGGACGCAUGGCACCAGAAGUGUUGAGGACGAUUGAAAUAACUGAUCAACCGCUUGAUGUACCUGUUAGAGGUCCUAAUGGUCCUUUCAAUUCACCCCAGCCAGCGAUGCCACCUAACUUCGGUAAUGAGUUGUUCCGCAGACGCUUUGAUUAUGAUGAAGAGCCCGAUCCCAAGCGUAGGCGCUACGAAUUUGACAACAGAAUGCCGCUAGGGCGCCCAUUCCCCAAUCGCGACAUGGACUUUUCCGCGCCACCUGGGCCUGUGCAUCAACAGCCAUAUUGGUUGUUGCAAGAUGAGGUGGAAAUGUUGCGCAAGCGUGUGGCUGAGUUGAAAAAGCGCAAUGAGGAAUUGCAAGCGACUAAUGAAUUCUUGUUGGAGCAAAACGCACAGCUGCGCAUAAAUGAACAAGCGCCCCUGCGCAGCACCCAGCAAAUGGUGAGCGCUAUACGCACCGUGACCACAGUCCCAGUCAGCUUGGCGGCGGUGGCUGCGGCCGGCACACCCGUGUCCAUAGCUACCGUCUCCAUGGCUCCAAUUCAGAUACCACCUGUUGUAUCUGGGUCUGGCCCGCCGCCCCUGCCGCAGCCAACUAACUCGCAGCCUUUGGUAUCUUAUCCUAUUGGCAGAUCGACAUCGGCCCAACACUAUAUCCAACCGUAG
Messenger RNA from Macrosiphum euphorbiae (potato aphid), 888 nucleotides. The record is from the annotation of a GenBank genome assembly. NCBI's taxonomy places the organism in Eukaryota, Metazoa, Arthropoda, Insecta, Hemiptera, Aphididae.